AUGGCGCCCACCGCACCCAAAAAGCGCCCCUCCAUCCGGACCAAAACCAGCAAAACCUCCAAUUCAGGCUCAGGCAUGAUCGCGCGCCCUCCUCCAGCUCACCGAGAAGGUGCCAUAAUCUCCGACAGCUUCAUAAACUCCAAGAAAGACAAGCGCACGAUCAAGCACUCUGCCUUCGUAAACCGAAUCGAAAAAGCCCACAGACAACCCCUCAAGCGUCGACGACCGAACAAGAAGCUGAAGACUACUAUGGAGGGUCUCGCCGAUGCUCUGCCGGACGUCGAAGCUUUGAUACAAGGGAAGAUUAACGGAGAGGGCAAGAUCAAGAUGAAGAGUUUGAGGAGUAAACCUGGAGCUCUGAAGAGGAAGGAGAAGCUAGAGCGUGUGGAGAGGGAGAGAUUUGGGAAGAAUAUGGCGCAGAUCAUGGGUGUCAAGGAGCAAGUCCCUGAUGCGGUACCUGCUGCAGUCAUGGAGGUAGAGGGUGAUGCUGCUACGGCUCCAGUUCAGAAUGCUACGUCGAACAGAUUUGCGGCAUUGAGGGCGUGGGUGAACACCAAUAUGGAGAAGAACCCGGCGUUUGAGAAGGCAAGCAAUUGA
Molecule: messenger RNA, 597 nt
Organism: Mollisia scopiformis
Lineage: Eukaryota; Fungi; Ascomycota; Leotiomycetes; Helotiales; Mollisiaceae
Exons: 2
Coding region: 1-597 (198 amino acids)
Biological process (GO): maturation of SSU-rRNA from tricistronic rRNA transcript (SSU-rRNA, 5.8S rRNA, LSU-rRNA)
Cellular component (GO): preribosome, small subunit precursor; nucleolus; 90S preribosome
Source: RefSeq, a predicted model, not a curated record